Varanus komodoensis (Komodo dragon) is the source of this 2103-nucleotide messenger RNA. RefSeq names its product dentin sialophosphoprotein-like. The record is from RefSeq and is a predicted model, not a curated record. Bases 1 to 2103 code for a protein of 700 amino acids. NCBI's taxonomy places the organism in Eukaryota, Metazoa, Chordata, Lepidosauria, Squamata, Varanidae. The transcript is spliced from 2 exons.
AUGAAGAUUCUACUUCUGCUUAUAAAUAUCCUUGGAAUAGCUAUUGCUUCUCCGAUUCAGAGGACUGAAUUUCUACCCAGAAGAGGCCACGGGAAGGAUACUACUUCCAUCCACGCAUAUAAAGGAGUCUUAAAAACUGAUUCUGCUAAUGAAAAUGGGCACCAAUGGAACGGAGGCAUUGCUCUCCAGGAAAGGGAAAUAAGUCUUAAUCACACUGUUCUUGCUGUAGAAGGAACUACAGGGGAUACGACUGAUCCCCAAAGGAGUUACCACCAUGAAAGUGAGAGCCAACUUCUCCAUGAAGGCACCAACCUUACACAGACCUCAGGCAACAGCUGGCAUGACACGCAGGAAAGCAGGUACAUGUAUGCUAAUUUCCCAAAGCAAGCAGUGGUUAGCAACCAACAUGCAGACCGAUACAGAAAGGCUAGCAACCCCAGGCAUGUUGACAAUGAGCAUUUGGGAGAGGGAAACACAAUUCACGGUCCAGGAUCAGCAACAACAGAAGUUGACAUUGUCCACAAGGCAGAUAUCUCUGUUGACAAACUGUACCUCAAGGGCUUCGAUGCUGGUGAUGACCUUAAAGCAAAGGAAAACAGGGGAGCACUCCACAACCACCAUUAUAAUUCUGACAGCUAUGUUUUAAAUGAUGGAGGCAUGCAAGGAGAUGACCCAGGUUUUGCUGAUGACUCUGACUCUAAAGAGGGCCAGAGCAAUUCUAGCCAGCAGCAUGGGGAACCAGACAGUCCGAGUGACUCAGAGGAGGAAGGAUCAAAAUGGUCUGGCCCUUCAGAAGGCUCAAAUGGAUCCUCUGAUCCCAGCAGCUCCAGUGACUCUAGCAGUCCCAGUGUUUCUAGCAGUGCAAGUGGUUCCAGUGAUUCCAGUAGUUCCAGUGAUGCCAGUGACUCCAGUGAGUCUUCUGAGUCCAGCAGCUCCAGUGACUCCAGUGAGUCUUCUGAGUCCAGCAGCUCCAGUGAUUCCAGUGACUCCAGUGAAUCUUCUGAGUCCAACAGCUCCAGUGAUUCCAGUGACUCCAGUAAGUCUUCUGAGUCCAGCAGCUCCAGUGAUUCCAGUGACUCCAGUAAGUCUUCUGAGUCCAGCAGCUCCAGUGAUUCCAGUGACUCCAGUAAGUCUUCUGAGUCCAGCAGCUCCAGUGACUCCAGUGACUCCAGUAAGUCUUCUGAGUCCAGCAGCUCCAGUGACUCCAGUGAGUCCAGUGAGUCUUCUGAGUCCAGCAGCUCCAGUGACUCCAGUGAGUCUUCUGAGUUCAGCAGCUCCAGUGAUUCCAGUGACUCCAGUGAGUCUUCUGAGUCCAGCAGCUCCAGUGACUCCAGUGAGUCCAGUGAGUCUUCUGAGUCCAGCAGCUCCAGUGACUCCAGUGAGUCUUCUGAGUUCAGCAGCUCCAGUGAUUCCAGUGACUCCAGUGAGUCUUCUGAGUCCAGCAGCUCCAGUGACUCCAGUGAGUCUUCUGAGUCCAGCAGCUCCAGUGAUUCCAGUGACUCUGGUGAGUCUUCUGAGUCCAGCAGUUCCAGUGAUUCCAGCAAUCAAAGCGAUUCCAACAACUCUAGUGAUUCCAGUGAUUCCAGUGACUCUGGUGAGUCUUCUGAUUCCAGCAGCUCCAAUGAUCCCAGCAGUCAAAGUGAUUCUAGCAGCUCCACCGACUCCAGUGAGUCUUCUGAUUCCAGCAGCUCCAAUGAUCCCAGCAGUCAAAGUGAUUCUAGCAGCUCCACUGACUCCAGUGAGUCUUCUGAGUCCAGCAGCUCUAGUGAUUCCAGCAGCUCCAGUGAUUCCAGUGACUCUGGUGAGUCUUCUGAGUCUAGCAGCUCCAGUGAUUCUAGCAAUCAAAGUGAUUCCAGCAGCUCCAGUGAGUCUUCUGAGUCCAGCAGUUCCAGUGAUUCCAGUAGUCAAAGUGAUUCCAGCAGCUCCAGUGACUCCAGUGACUCGAGUGAGUCUUCUGAGUCCAGAAGUUCCAGCAGUCAAAGUGAUUCCAGCAGCUCCAGUGAUUCCAACAGCUCCAGUGAUUCCAGUGGUGCCAAUAGUUCUAAUGGCAAUAGAAGCUCCAGUGACUCCAGCAAUGCUGAUCAUUCCAGCAGCUCCAGAUAA